Messenger RNA from Scophthalmus maximus (turbot), 2078 nucleotides. It is a transcript of the gene nudcd1, whose product is annotated as NudC domain containing 1. The record is from RefSeq and is a predicted model, not a curated record. The coding region runs from base 111 to 1868 and encodes 585 amino acids. The transcript is spliced from 10 exons. NCBI's taxonomy places the organism in Eukaryota, Metazoa, Chordata, Actinopteri, Pleuronectiformes, Scophthalmidae.
UCGUGUCCGCUGGUAAAAUGGCUCCGUGUUGCACAAAGUAGGAAACGUGUUUAUCUCCUUCUUCUGACUUUUUCAUUCCGUCAUCAAACUUUGUGAACGAGCCAGACAUCAUGGCCUCGUCCAACUACUCGUUGAAGGUCAACAGAGACCUGCUGGACCCCAACUUUGAGAGUUACCGGUUGUCUCUGGACGCCACGCCGACGUACAACGUAGAGCUGGAUGCUGCUGUGGAGGAAGUCAAGUUGAAGGACACCCAGUACACCCUGGAGCACAUGCGUGCUUUCGGCAUGUACAACUACCUGCACUUAGACCCUUGGUAUGAAGACAGCGUCUUGUUUGUGGACUGCAAAGGACGAGUUCUCGGUCUCAGUGUCACUCUGGACACUGCCCUCGGGAAGCCGCGAGAGGUCUACCGCAUGGCCCCCGACUCCAGCCCGUGUGAGGAUCGCCUCUGUGCCUCCCUCAGCCUGACCUCCGCGACCUGGGCUGCUCUCUCCGACGGCACCGGUCGACUGUACCUCCUCCGCACCGGCAAGAGAGGAGACGGCUCCCACGCGAAGUGGGAACCACUGUUCAGUGAAGACCUGGGCGAGCCGUUCACCCUCCUCCACAGCGUCUCACAUGUGCAGGCUGGAGUCCACACCGUGGAGCUGCUGCUGCUCCGCAUCCAGAAGGACCCGCAGGAAACCAAAGGAAGUGGUUACUCGGUGGCUCUUGAGUGGAUCACAGUUGCCAACACUGCAGAGCAGGGCCAGGAGAAGAAGUACGAGGUGAAGAAGAGUAGAGUCCUCCGGGGGAAGUCGGUGCCUCACUAUGCAGCGGUGGUGCCACAGGGGAAGGGACUGAUGGUGGCCUCGGAGAAGCCGUUCGCCUUCACGCACGUGGACGGUCAUCCGGUGGAGCGGCAGCAACCGGAGCCCAUGGAGGUGGAGAAGACAGAUCCCAUUUACUUCUGGCAGCAGACGGCGGACGACAUCACGGUGUGCGUGCGCACGCCCGAGGGCGUCACCAAAGAGGAGGUGCAGUUCAGGCUGUCGGUGGACAACAUCGCCAUCGGAGUUCAGGGUUUCCCGCCUUUGCUGGAAGGUCAGAUGUAUGCAUCCGUAGACCCCGAGGCCAGCGCCUGGAUCAUCAAGGACGACAAAAGCCUGGAGGUGACCCUGCAGAAACGCAGCGAGGGACCCAUGUGGCCGGAGCUGGUGAUGGGUGACAGGAGAGGCGAGUGCGUGAUGAGCGACGAGCAGGCCGCCCUCAUCCACGAAAGGCUGACCCACCUCACCUCCGAAGACAUGAACGGAAACCCUGACAAGGACAAGCCCCCUUGUAAUUCUCAAGAGCUGGAGGACUGUGAUGGGUUCCCAGAAGACAGCUCCAGCCUCACACACUUUGAUGCAGAAUCGCUCAAGCCCACUCAGGUGGUGAACCUCGGCAGCCAUCAGUACCUGUUCACCGUCGACGUGAACCCCUCUGAGAUGCCGUGCCUCUGCCUCCGGCACGACGUGGACGCCCUGGUGUGGCAGCCGCGUCCCGACCAACCCGGCAACAUGUGGGAGCACAUCGCCACGUUCAACGCCUUGGGCUACGUCCAGGCGUCCAAACGGGACAAGAAGUUUGCGACCUGCGCGCCAAACUUUUCCUACGCGACGCUCUGUGAGUGUCUGCGCCGCGCAUUCAUCUACCGGCAGCCGUCGCCCGUGGAGACGGUGCUCUUCAACCGGAAGCAGGGCCGGCAGGUAGGAGAGGUUGCCAAGCAACAGGUUGCCAGUCUGGACUCCGACAAACCGAUCCUGGGCUUCAGGGCCACCAACGAGAGACUGUACGUCCUGACCUCCAGCAACCUCUUUGUCCUGAAGGUCAAUAACAAUUAGAUUUUGGGGAUUUUCAUCUCGUUAACCUCUGAACGUGCGACCAUUCCAAACUGGAGAUGCUUAAAAUUUGUUGUCGAAUACUCCUCAUGUUUCACUUUUCAAGUCUUGUGUGUUUGGAAAAUGUCUGAGUGUUGAAUGAAAUUCUUAAAGACAAAUUGUGGCAAUAAACAUUCACAUUUUAUUAAAUCAUGUCAGUGAUUAAAUAACCAA